UUUUUUUUUGUUCUUUUUUUCUUUGCUAUAGAUCUGAGGUUCUGAAGCUCUGCUAGGGUGGGAGGGAUUGUUUUGGUUGUUGGGUUUUUCAGAUCCAAUACUGAAAACCCAAUUCUGGAUCUCUGGGUUUAUUUUGCUUUGCCCAGUUUUGAUUUCUGCUUUAUUGGAUUGCAGGAUCUUUCUUCUGUUCUUCUGAAAGUUUAACGUCUUCUUGGUGUUUGAAUUUAUGCUGCUGAAGUUGGGAUUUUGAUUCUUUGCAAAAAUCCCUUUCCCCCUCAAGAACAAGUUCUCUUUCUGUUUUAUCUUAAUGCUUAACAAAUUGUUCUUGAUGUUUCAGAUUCAUGUCUCCAAUUCUUAGUGAAAUCAUUCUCUCCGGGUUUAUGAUAAAUUCCACACUCAGACGCAGGACCCAUUUAGUUCAAUCUUUCUCUGUUGUGUUCCUUUACUGGUUCUAUGUUUUUUCAUGAACUAUCUCAACCCUCAAUCUAAUAACUACUAGACCCUUGCAGUUCUAUAUCUAUUAUUAUAUAUAUCUUAAAUAGUAUUGUUACAUAUAAAUCUUGGUUUCAGAUAAUUAGUAUUUGGGUCCUGUGUCUUUGUUGUGUUAAGGUUUAAUCCAAUCCCUAAACUUUGUUAUUUUAAUUCUGCUGCUGUAAAUAUACCAUGGCUUCCUCUUCUGGAACUUCUUCUGGUGGGUCUACUCUGCUUCCAAACUCUGGUUCAGAAGAGGAUCUUCAGCUUGUAAUGGAUCAAAGGAAGAAGAAGAGAAUGCUUUCGAACCGCGAAUCCGCGAGGAGAUCGAGGAUGAGGAAACAGAAGCACUUGGAUGAACUGAUGGCCCAAAUGGCUCAACUCAGGAAGGAGAAUAACCAGAUCCUUACAAGUAUGAACGUCACCACUCAGCACUACUUGGCCAUUGAAGCAGAGAAUUCAGUUUUGAGGGCUCAGAUGGGGGAGUUGAACAACAGAUUACAGUCCCUCAAUGAUAUCAUCCAGUAUAUUAAUGUGAGCAAUAACAGUAUUGAAACUGAGGAUACUCUAAUCGGUGCUGAUAACUUCAUGAACUCAUGGAAUUCACUCUAUCUACAUCAGCAGCCUAUCAUGGCUUCUGCAGAUAUGUUUCAAUACUGAAACUCCAUCACCCCAUGGCCGAUAAUCUUCAGACUCUGCAAGAUUGGUUUAUUUGUGUUGUUCAGUGGGGUUGUGUUGUAGGUUCUGUCAAUGAGUGUAGAGUUACAGGGAGGGUUUUCUUUUUUUUAACUCUCUGUGUCUCUCUGUGACACUCUUUGUAAGAUCUAGCUAUCUUAUAUCUAUUAGGGGUAGAAGAAAAAACAAGUAAAAUGAGGGAUUUGGUAGUUGGGUUACUGGUCUGGUCUGGUCUGGUCUGGUCUGGUCUGUAGAGAUCUUCUAAAUAAACAAGGGUUCAGUGCUA
Macadamia integrifolia is the source of this 1432-nucleotide messenger RNA. Its product is annotated as bZIP transcription factor 11-like. The record is from RefSeq and is a predicted model, not a curated record. The transcript has a single exon. Bases 664 to 1131 code for a protein of 155 amino acids. Lineage: Eukaryota; Viridiplantae; Streptophyta; Magnoliopsida; Proteales; Proteaceae. Gene Ontology annotation, biological process: positive regulation of DNA-templated transcription. Gene Ontology annotation, molecular function: transcription cis-regulatory region binding; DNA-binding transcription factor activity. Gene Ontology annotation, cellular component: nucleus.